GGUUCUAUGUUUGUAUUCAUCUAUGGUUCUCUGUUUUUAUACUUAAAUAGGUUAUUGCAAUUUUGGGUAUUUAUUUUAUAAUAAUAACUGAUAGUUGUACUCACCUCCAUUGUUAUGAAUUGAUAAAUAUGCAAAAGGCCAACAACCAUAUUCAAUAGCGUUAACAAAUAUUCUUGAAAUCAACAAUAUCUUUUAUCGUACGCAAUUCAGUUUGUAGCGUAAAUGGAUUACAACCGUGAAUAUAAAAAUAAGUCUCCUUCACCUACCAGCAGUAUAGCUUCAGGCUUAAAUUUUGUUACGAGAAGUUCUCCAAUACCUUUACCAGCUACACAGAGAGAUAAUGUGACUGCUGCCGCAAAAAGAUAUAAAUAUUUACGUAAAAUAUUUAAAUUCAAUCAAAUGGACUUUGAAUUUGCUUUAUGGCAAAUGGUUUAUCUGUUCAUAGCACCACAAAAGGUUUAUAAGAAUUUCCAUUAUAGGAAACAGACAAAAUCACAAUUUGCAAGAGAUGAUCCAGCAUUUUUAGUUCUUUUUGCUGCAUGUUUAUGCAUAACAUCGAUAGGUUUCGCUGUAAUCCUAAGAUUAAGUGUGUUACAGUUUAUUCAUUUUUUGUUAUACGUUAUAUUUUUUGAUUGUGUAGGCUUAGGUAUCAUCAUUGCCACACUUUUCUGGUUUAUAUUGAAUAAAUAUUUCAGAGUUGAUGCACAUGGGGAAGAUGUGGAAUGGGGGUAUUCAUUUGAUGUUCAUUUAAAUGCUUUCUUCCCUCCUUUAGUUCUUCUUCAUUUUUUUCAACUAUUUUUUUACAAUGGUUUAAUAAGUCACGAAUGGUUCAUUUCUAGAUUUUUAGGUAACACCUUUUGGCUAGUUGCUGUAUUAUAUUAUAUGUACAUUACCUUUUUAGGAUACAGUUCUUUGUAUCUUCUCAAGAAAACUCAUUUAAUUUUAUCCCCCAUACCCGUGUUUUUAUUUAUGUGGGUUUUAAGUAUACUAGCAGGCUUUAACAUAACUCAUUCACUCAUUACGUUUUAUAUUAGAAGAGUUAUUUGAAUAACAUCUCAAAAGCAGUAAUCCCUUGUUUAUAUUAUUAUUAUAGUUAACAAUUCUGUGUAAAAUAAUGUAUUGAAGUGUCAAAAAUACAGUUCAAAGAAAAUUUCUACAUUUUGUAUAACUUCCAAUACUUUCCUUUCUUUCAUUCUUAGAUGAGAUAGAUUCUUUCAUUUGUGACGAACAGGAAAAAAUAUAGUGAACUGUUGUAUCUUUUCCUAUUCAUUUAUAGAAAAACACUAAGGAAGGAUCCUGCCGUAAUCAGGGAAGACCAGAACUUUCAGUCUCAUGUUAGGAAAGAAAAUUACCCCUGUAGAGGAUUCGAGGGAAUUGCGACACCGUCUGAGGGGUGGGGAAAGAAAGAAGUCUAGAUCAUACUAUCUCUUGGGAGGAAAGGAAUUUCCUCUGCGUCUGCAACUUAGAAUAUAGAUAUUAUUAAUGUUCUGAGGCAUAGAUAAACUAGUUCUCUAGAUGGCAGAUGCCCAACACGCCUGCUAAGAACUUGUUUCACAAACAUCAGCGGUACUGAAAUUAUUUCGCGGGAAUUUCAAAUGGGAUUCCCUUCAGAAUGCUUGCUUUUAUAAAUGCGUCGGAGCCAGUUUAUAGAGUUAUUGCACAGCGAUAUCAAACACCCAAUUGUACUCUGUGGAAGAAGUUAAUGAGAAAUUCAUUCAGUUCAUAAUGAGGUAUUUGAAAAGGCAAACCAUCAACCAGCAGAAAAAAACAUUCAUGAAUAGUGGGAUCAAAUUCUAGUACUCCGUCGAUAAAUCUAAUAACACUUCUUACCAAGAAAACUCAACUGAAACAACUGGAAUAUAUUGCAGAAUGAGUUGCAAAAACUCUCCAGAAUCAUGUGAAAAUCAUGAUUUGUAGAAACCUAUGCUAUUCAAAGGCCAAAAAAAGGUUGCGUGGUAUCAUUCAUUCUUAAAACUGAAAACACAUUUUUUUUCUUUCACCCCAAAUAAAAACCGCCCACUAGUUUGUGUAGGUGUAACUCUUCAACAAUUUGGUACAUAAAUACAUAAUCAUAAUCUCUAAUCUGUACUUGAUGAAUCAACUUGUUUACAAGUUUAUUAUUGUUUUACUUCCACUUAUAAUUUAUAGAAUCCCUUUAAAUUUUCUCAAUGCAUAAUUAUUCAUAAGUGACAUUUCCAAUUAUUUGCUUUUCAAUGUAUUUAUUCCAAUAAAAAAUUGCACAAUGAUCCCACACUAAUUUUCUUUCAUCUAAAAACAUUUUCGCUAACAAAGUAAUCAUAAUCAGGAGCAGGAUCUACACCAGCCAUACUCAACAGGCGGCCCGAGCCACGGCAUAGUCCAGUAUUACAAAUUUCACAGUAGUAUCACAAAUAAGGUUUCGAAAUUACGAAAAAAUAACAGUAUCAAUAUUUACUCAUUUACCUUUGUUUUCUCCCUUAUUGCCUACAAACAGAAUACUAUUACCAUAGUAUAAACAAUGGAUUCUUUAUAUAUACUCUGAUACCAAGGUCUAUAGAUUCAGACAUAACAUUUGAUUGCAAUGAAAUCGUGGGUUUUCACGGAUUUUCUUAUUAGUUUGAUCGCGUAUAUCGUUCGUAGUCUAUUCAUAAGAGUUUGAACCAUGGUUGGGGAAAGUUGCAACGCGGUAGUUCCGCGCAAUAUUUGCAAAUUUUGCAAUAAGGAUACGCCUAGUAAAUUUUUAAAUUGUGUCAAGUGCAACCUUUAUGCACACAAAAGGUGCUGUGAUAAAAAUAAUGUUAAAAUUGCAGAAUGUGGUACGAAAAUCAAUUGUUGUGCUAGUAAAACUGACGAAGAAGUUUUCACCGACUGCUAUACAAAUAAUGUAGAUUCAUACGAAUGUCUUGCAAUCAGGGUUCAGUAUUUAAAUAUGCUCAUAAUUGAAAAAGACAAAAUAAUUUGUGACAAGAUGCAAAUCAUCCGUGGUAAAGAGCAUAUUAUAAAUCUGCUUACUUCUAAUGGUGGUCAUCAUUCAACUCCGCCAUUUAAAAAAUUGUUUGAUAAUACUGAAACUAUAGAAAGUAUAUUUACGAAUAAAACAACGAUAAGGAGCACUUAUCAGCGAAAUGCUAAACAUUCCCGUACAAUAUCUACACCUGUCUCAACAUUAGAUGGCACAUCCGUGCAAGCCAGUUCCACAACGAAGAUAACAUCAAUGUCGCCCAGUAUUUCUGCAGGUACUGUCCGUGGGUCUACUGUUGAACCUACGACUGUGAUAGCAGCGCCACGGAUUGUCGACUCGUCGGCGAUUUCCAAAAAUCCGCAACCCGUGAAUCGGAAUGAUGAAGGAACUUGGAAAUCUAUCUCGAAAGCUAAAAAUAAAUGGACUGUGACUGGUUCAGCCACAGGGAUGACCGUUAAAGCAUCACAAAAAAAGAUAUCUCUGUUUGUUUCUAGAAUACAUCCCCAGACAUCUUUGAAGGAUUGUACGGAAAUGGUUCAUAUGAACCUUAAAGCUCAAUGCGAAUGUCUGAAGUCCAAGCAUCCCGAAAAUUAUUUAUCAUUCAAGGUUAUAAUCAACGAAUGUGAUCUGGACAAGGCUAAGGUGGUGAUGAACUGGCCGGAGGGUACUUUGGUUAUGAAUUUUUUUCAGAGAAGUGCCAAGAGGACAGAACCAAGUUAAAACAGGGCCUGUCCACGUUAAAUAGAUCUGGAAAGAAUUUCUCACUUCUACAUUUGAAUAUACAGGGUUUCAAUGAUAAAUGUAACAUGCUGGAAAUUUUCUUAGAUGAAAAUAACAGUCCU
This is a messenger RNA of Harmonia axyridis, 3783 nucleotides long. RefSeq names its product protein unc-50 homolog (gene Unc50). The transcript is spliced from 2 exons. Lineage: Eukaryota; Metazoa; Arthropoda; Insecta; Coleoptera; Coccinellidae. Bases 2642 to 3661 code for a protein of 339 amino acids. The record is from RefSeq and is a predicted model, not a curated record. Gene Ontology annotation, cellular component: Golgi membrane.